GGGCCAGGUUAUAUAGCACAUAAUAUCGCACAUAUUUGGAGGAAUGAGUAAUUUGAAAGUCUAUCCUAACGACAUGAUUAAUCAGAGUGUCCAAUUUAAAAUUUUGCAGCAAACAGGGUGAUCUCGCAGACUUUUGAACCAGGAACCUUCAUGGCAGAACUAACACUUUCCUGUUUAAAGGAAUUUAAUAAGGAAGUCCUAUGUGAUAAUGUUCUCUUUGACAUUAACAGUUUCGUGGUUUUUUUUUUUUUUUAAUUUCUGAGUCUUGAAUAAUCCUUAUUGCAAUAAUCCUGACACAGUUGGGAAGCUACUUAUCACAGAAGUCAGAAGUAGAUCCUGGUGGUAUCUAUUCUAGGAGCUUGGGAACAGACUUUCAGAGCUGCUCUUGGGUGAUCACUCUGAUCUGUGGUGGCCCCAUGGAACUAGUUAGCCCUCACUGUGGUAGAGCCUCUUCCUUAACUUACAAGGCAGCUCAGCCAGAGUGAAUUAAUUGAAGCACUUGGCCCAGAAUGUUUUCCUGGGUCUACUUGUAGGGGAGCAAGGCAAAUCACACAUGACAAAAUACUUUGUUUUCAGAGUAAGUUAAAAAUAAACCCUAAAUCUUCAGUGCUUGCUUUGGCAGCAUGUAUACUUAAACCAAAAUCUUUUCUAUCUUCAUGGGAAUGUAUUUUUUAAGGUAAGGCUUUUCACCUCCUCCUUUUUUACCACUUCUAUAUUCCCUCUAAUGCCUAAAAUUAUGCCUAGAAUGUAGUGGGCACUCAAAAAGUAUUUGUUUUUAUUGAAUAAAGGUCACAUUCUAGGAUCUUUAUACAUUUGUCCUGAUAUUCUGGGCCUCUCCAUGGUCCUUCUAGUGAGUAUUCAAGUUUGUAAGGAUGCUGUAGCCCUGUGUAUCCUGAGUCUUGUGCACAGCCGAGCUACAGGCUAUGGAGUGCAAGAGACCACAGAUUAUUCCUCUGGGUACCUCCAGCGCAUGACUCUGAGGCGUGGUGCAGACGAUGAGUGCUAAUCCUCAUAAUCAGAUUAACCAUCACACAUCGUUCCCAAACAGAAACUCUGGAACCCAGGGAGCUUUGAAAGGCCACCCCCUAGAAUUCUACUCUUUUGAAGCUAGGGUUGGUAGCUAUAAAAGGCCAGGACUGCUGAUAAUGUUGGAUCAUGAGGAUUGAAAACACCACCACAAAGGUUUGUGUUUGAGAUGGGCCUAAUUUACAGAAGGCGCCUGUUUUGGGGACUGUAAGUGGAAUAUUAGCACACUACGUACCAACUCCAGGAAUAUGUUCCAGUCAUUCUUUAAUCAUGUGGGAAUAUAAAAAUGAAAAGCUGAAAGUAGCGGUAUUAAUUUAGACUUUUUCCUCUGUAAAGGGAGCUUCAUGAUUGAUAGUCUAUUUAAACACUCAGAAGUGAAUUCACACUAACUCCUUCAUGCUCCAGCUAUCAUUCCUUUACAGACUGAGAAAUCACUUAAGAUAAUCUAUAUGUAAAUGGCCACGACUCCACCAUUGAUUAAGAACCCAAAGUGUCUAAAGGAUCUCAAUUUAGCAGUCAUUGAUUUCUCUAUUUGGAGAGGCCACCCGUUCUCUUUCUUCAUCUUCCUGCUCUAAGGCGCCUUUUUAAUGAAAAGGAGGAUCCGGGGGGCAGUUUGCUACAAGAGCAGGCUAUGAAAAUCCUCUCAGUAUGUAUUAAGGGCAUAACUUAAAUGACUUGCUAUAAAUGGAUUUUUUUUAAUUCCAACAGAUCUCUUGGUGAUUUUUUUUAGGUAGAGGGCUUUCCUGCCACUGCAUGUGCGGGUGGCUGGUGUGUGUUAUGACUUAGAGUCAUGUUUUGGCCUGUGAGGCACAAACACCUUUCCGGAGCCAAGUUUUGUCAGUGCCAAUACAUGCCCUUUACAUCCCACAUUCCUUAAUUGCUUCAGAAGCCUCGCCUGAUAGGUGAGCAGUCAUCACACCCCAAUGAGAGAGGUAAGGUCAUUGGUUGGUCUCCCGAGGAGUUGGGAUUGCUGUUGCACACGAGGUGAGGUGGCGGGAGCCCUGGCAGGCCAGCCGAGAUAUGCCUGGAGGUCCAGACUGUGAGUGAGCUCUGGGAGAGGACUCGGGAGCAGGGCCCAGCCCGGAGGCAGCGCUCGUGCCCGCUGGGGGUUUCUCCCUCCAGUGCGUCAAGAGCAGGGAAACGCGGCGGGCGAGGUGAGUGUCCUCACAGACCAAGUGGAAGCCCAGGGAGAGAAGAUUCGGGACCUGGAAGUGUGUCUGGAAGGACACCAGGUGAAACUCAAUGCCGCUGAAGAGAUGCUUCAACAGGAGCUGCUAAGCCGCACAUCUCUUGAGACCCAGAAGCUCGACCUGAUGACUGAAGUUUCAGAGCUGAAGCUCAAGCUGGUUGGCAUGGAAAAGGAGCAGAGAGAGCAGGAGGAGAAGCAGAGAAAAGCAGAGGAGUUACUGCAAGAGCUCAAGCACCUCAAAAUCAAGGUGGAAGAGUUGGAGAAUGAACGGAAUCAGUAUGAGUGGAAGCUGAAGGCCACUAAGGCUGAGGUCGCCCAGCUGCAAGAGCAGGUGGCCCUGAAGGAUGCAGAAAUUGAGCGUCUGCACAGCCAGCUCUCCCGGACUGCAGCCCUCCACAGUGACCAUGCAGAGAAAGACCAAGAAAUUCAACAUCUGAAAAUGGGGAUGGAAACUUUGCUUGUUGCCAAUGAGGAUAAGGACCGUCGGAUACAGGAGCUCACAGGGCUGCUAAACCAGUACCGACGGGUGAAGGAGAUGAUGAUGGCAACUCAAGGGCCUUCCGAAAGAACUCUCUCAAUCAAUGAAGAAGAACUUGAGGGAAGUUUCAGAAAGUGGAACCCUGCGAAUAAAGGCCCUGAAGAAUUACUUAAACCAGAGAUGCCUCCAAGAUGUAGCUCUCCCACCAUGGGGCCACCUCCACUACCGCAGAAAUCACUGGAAACCAGAGCUCAGAAAAAACUCUCGUGUAGCCUAGAAGACUUGAGAAGUGAACCUGUGGACAAGUGUGUCAAUGGGAACCAGCUCCCAGGGGUAGAAGCCAAGGACAGCCCUUUCCUGGUGGAGCACAAAUACCCCACGUUCCCUGGGAAGCUUUCAGGAGCUACGCCCAAUGGAGCGGCUGCCAAGUCGACUCCCGCUGCCCCCCAACUGGAGCCCACAGGGAGCAGCCUGCCGAGGCUGAAUCGUUGCCGGAGUGUCAGUGCCCCCGUAUUAGGAGACACGGAAAGUGGUUGGGACGACACUGUCGUGGCCAACGACCUCUCAUCCACGUCAUCGGGCACUGACUCAAGCCCCCAGUCUCCCCUGACGCCAGAUGGUAAACGGAGCCCCAAAGGCAUCAGGAAGUUCUGGGGAAAGAUCCGAAGAACUCAGUCCGGGAACUUUAACACUGAUGCCCCGGGGAUGGCAGAAUUUCGACGAGGUGGGCUCCGGGCAACUGCAGGGCCGAGGCUCUCCAGGACCAGAGACCCCAAGGGUCAGAAAUGUGACGCCAGUGCCCCCUUUGCCCAGUGGAGCACCGAGCGCGUGUGUGCGUGGCUGGAGGACUUCGGUCUGGGCCAGUACGUGAUCUUCGCCCGGCAGUGGGUGACUUCUGGCCACACUUUACUGUCAGCUACCCCUCAGGACAUGGAAAAGGAGUUGGGAAUUAAGCAGCCUCUGCACAGGAAGAAGCUGAUUUUAGCUGUGAAAGCCAUCAACACCAAGCAGGAAGAGAAGUCUGCCCUGCUGGACCACAUCUGGGUGACACGUUGGCUUGAUGAUAUUGGCUUACCGCAAUACAAAGACCAGUUUCAUGAGUCCAGAGUCGAUGGGCGAAUGCUACAGUACCUAACUGUGAAUGAUCUCCUCUUCUUAAAAGUUACCAGCCAACUACAUCAUCUCAGCAUCAAAUGUGCCAUUCAUGUGCUGCACGUCAACAACUUCAACCCCCACUGCCUGCACCGGCGGCCAGCUGAUGAGAGUAACCUUUCUCCUUCAGAAGUUGUGCAGUGGUCCAACCACAGGGUGAUGGAGUGGUUGCGAUCUGUGGACCUGGCGGAGUACGCACCCAACCUUCGUGGGAGUGGUGUCCACGGAGGCCUCAUCAUCCUGGAGCCACGCUUCACUGGGGACACCCUAGCUAUGCUUCUCAAUAUUCCACCACAAAAGACGCUCCUCAGACGCCACCUAACCACCAAAUUCAGUGCCCUGAUUGGUCCUGAGGCUGAGCAAGAAAAGCGAGAGAAAAUAGCCUCACCAGCGUACACGCCACUGACCACCACAGCCAAAGUGCGGCCAAGGAAACUAGGAUUUUCGCAUUUUGGAAACAUAAGAAAAAAGAAAUUCGAUGAGUCGACAGACUACAUUUGCCCCAUGGAGCCCAGUGACAGUGUUGGUGACAGUCACAGGGCCUACAGUGGCUACCGGGGCCUCAGCCCCCUCGAUGCCCCUGAACUGGACAGGCUGGACCAGAUGGCCCCUUCGGAAGGUGCUGUGACGCAGAUAGGGCUCCUCUCCCAAGACAUUCACCGCCUCACGACUCUGCUGAGCCAGGACCAGCUGCUGAGUGACUCUCGCCUGGCCGCUCCCAGCCCUGAGGACUGGAGGUGACUUUCUUCGUGGCCAAGAGCCCAGAGAGGCGCGCGUGGGGGCCCCGAGUCUUUGCAUCGGGGAGCUGGCAUGGCCACCCGCAGAGCCCAGAUGGGCUGGCAGGACCCCUCGGACGUGUGCGCCGACAGGAGCGAGCAGAGCGGUGAACAGAUGUCCAGGAGGGGGCCCCGGGGGCCCUGCGUUUUCAACCAUGCUAGGCUCUUCACCGCAGCUUUUAUACCUUUUGUACUUUUAUACGUGGAUUGCCCCCCACUUCUGUGGGGAGGGCAGUGAGACAUCAGCACAGACUCGCCCCUGCUCCUCCUGGUGACGUUUGGGAGGUUCUUACGCCAAAGGGGAAGGGCAAGGAGUUCGUAAAACUCUGCUGGAAGAAAAUUCUGGAAAAAAAAUGUUCUGGCUGUCCUGUAGUGGCUGAGCCGGCUGAAAUGACAGGGAGCCCCUCCUGGCUGCUUCCACACUGAGGGGGUACUUCCCUUCACAGGAACCGGCCCAGGGUGAGCACGGCGAAGGAGCAGUGGGACUCCUCCCACGGCCCUUACUGCCCUUGUCCUGCCCUCCUCUGCAGCAGGGUGUCAGUUUGUCCGUGCUGCUGGGCCUCCUCAGGUCUGAGCAGAGGCGGCUCUAACACGUGAGCGGACCCCCGAACCCUAGCUGACCUGCAGCGCAGGCUCCCAAGUGCAGGUGUCUGGUCAGAUGGCUGCCCCCAGCAGACGGCCCUUGCACACCCCAAACAACGUUUCCACUGCAGCUGGCCAUCUCCCCACACAGCCUGUUCCCUGCCGUGUCUCCUUCCUCGGAGAGAGGCCCCAUGUGCCCCCAGCCAUUCUGUCCCUCCCAGCCAGUCUCCCCACUGGCGACAGCCCCAUCCUCCCUGUGACAGACAGCUCAGGCCUCCUCUCUCCUCUGCUUUCCAAAGCUGGUCUCCCCAGUCCCUCCUCUCCCCAGCUGGUGCCCUGCAGUUCUCUCCCCUGUCUGAGAGCGGCUUUCCCAAAGCACUGUUUUCAUCCUGAUACCGUUCCAUCGAGAGGGGCGUUCAAAAGCCUUAGGCAGUACCCACGGCCCUUCUGAGCCUCCAGCCUCACGAAGCCUCACGAAAGCCUGUGCCGCUGCCUUUCCCUCACCGUGAGGUGUCAUUUUCCCCCUGCUCCCCCUCACAAGGCCGAGUUCUGCCUGUCCGGAGCCAGCAAGCCACACGGCUUCUUUCAGGAAGCCUUCACUGAUGCGUCGGAGUUUCCUGUGUCCCACUGUGCCGUCAGCCCCUGAGCCCGAGCCCUCCUCGCUCCCCCUGCUGGGUUUCUUUCUCCCUCACACAGCCACCAUUAGCACAAAGGCACUGAGCAGCUGCUGUGGGCGCACUCCCAUACCGCCGGCCCUGGUCCCCAAACCGCUCAGGGACUCCACGCAUGCCGCCAUGCCGUGCUCCAGCCACUCACCCCUUCAUAUGUUAAGCAUCUUCCAUGCCAGGCUGAGGGCUGGAGGUCUAGGCACGAAUGUCAGGGUGCUUUUCUGAGAGUGCUGAUGCUCUAGUGGGGGUUACACCUGUUUUAAGCUGAAAGGUAUAGAUGCUCCAGUAGAAACCAGUUGUCCUUUUUAAUGGAGAGCUGGGGGAGUGGCCGGAAAAGACUUCAAGGAAGAGGUGCUCCCUGGAUUUCAGACAUGAAUCGGUUCCCCGAGUGUGCCAGAGGGGAAAGGUGUGGUAAGCUCUGUGUUAGAGGAAAGUACGAGGGUGGGCUCUUACUCAUCAUACUGUGCCCAGCAGAGUAUCUUUUCCAAGUAGGGAUCUGCUGAGGGUGUGCUGAACACACGCAUGGAUGAAGGCUCACAGCCCCUCCCCCCCACUCACCUCCCCACCCAUCACACCCAUACCCACCCUCUGUGAGACCAUCCCUAGGCAGGGCACAGCUGCACCCUCUCCUAUCCACCCCCCCCACGCACGCGCACAUAUCCAGUGACACCGUUGCAGCAGCAAUGCUAACAAUGCCAGUUUUUGCAGAAAGGAAAGGAAUUAAGCACCCAGGUCUGAAGCCCAGCUUUGCUGCCUCCUGUUAGAAGGACCUGAAGAUAAUAACUUCAUCUUAGAGCUUCACUUUCCUCAUCUGUAACUCGGGAGAACAUCAUCCCCACGGAAUCUCCAGCUUGUUGUGAGAAUGAUGCGAACUAAAGCGCAGGACAAGUUCUACCCAUCCCUGGGCAACGGAGCAGUACGUCAGCCUGGCCGUGGACAGUCAGGGCUGGGGGGGUCACUUGGAUCACUUGCGCUUAGCAAUGGCAAGGAUUUCAGGAAUAACUCCUGGAGCCUCAAUGGAGCCUCAUCUCAUUUGCAAGUUCAGAAGCUUCUGUGCUAACCACCCCACCUGCCACACCAGAACGGGGCCUGGCAUUUAGAAGAUGCUGAGAAAACCAGGGCCCUUGCCUCCAUCUGUUGUGCAAAACACAGGGAAUCUAGCAUGGCUGGAGCCUGCCUACCAUACAGAUUUACAACUCCCUAAUACCUUUUAACACCGUUCCCACUUCAAGGGUCUCCUACAAAAGAAGGAAGAGUGCACAUGGAGGGUGCCUGGGCCCUCUAGUAAGUCUGACCUUCAAAACAGAACACUCUGGAGAUGGGAGCUCAAGAAAGAUUACUGGGAGUUGAUAUGACCCCACUUGGAUCCUUCUGGAAUUCUGCCCCUGCACUUUUGCCAGUUCUGACCUCCCUUGGACACACAGAAGACCGUUCACAUGUAGGGCUGGCCUAGCAGGUCCCCCCCAGAGUCACGUCUCCUGAGCCGUCUGCUUUGUGCUGAAGUUGAUUUCAUUCAACUAUGGGGCAAGGCACUG
Molecule: messenger RNA, 7406 nt
Organism: Zalophus californianus (California sea lion)
Lineage: Eukaryota; Metazoa; Chordata; Mammalia; Carnivora; Otariidae
Gene: PPFIBP2
Product: PPFIA binding protein 2
Exons: 24
Coding region: 2283-4586 (767 amino acids)
Biological process (GO): neuromuscular junction development
Cellular component (GO): presynaptic active zone
Molecular function (GO): protein binding
Source: RefSeq, a predicted model, not a curated record